Messenger RNA from Nerophis lumbriciformis (worm pipefish), 1221 nucleotides. The record is from RefSeq and is a predicted model, not a curated record. NCBI's taxonomy places the organism in Eukaryota, Metazoa, Chordata, Actinopteri, Syngnathiformes, Syngnathidae.
AUGCAGGAAAUACAUCUGCUCUGCACCCUCCUUCUCUGUUUCAUUUUGCUUUGCGCUGCAGAGGAAGGUCUAGAAUUCCCCAACUUUGACGGCAAGGACCGAGUGUUGGAUAUCACAGAGCGCAGCUACAAGAAGGCUCUGAGGAGAUUUGACCUUCUGUGUCUGUUCUACCAUGAGCCUGUUCCUGCCAACAAGGGCCUGCAGAAGCGCUUCCAGAUGACAGAACUGGUCUUGGAGCUGACUGCUCAGGUGCUGGAAAACAAAGAAAUUGGUUUUGGGAUGGUGGAUGCUCACAAGGAUGCCAAAGUAGCCAAGAAGUUGGGCCUAGAAGAAGUGGGCAGUCUGUAUGUGUUCAAGGACGAUCGCGUCAUUGAGUUCGAUGGAGAACUCUCAGCAGACACUCUUGUGGAGUUCCUCUUGGACGUGCUGGAGGACCCAGUGGAAAUAAUAAGCAACGCAAUGGAGCUCCGAGCCUUUGAAAGGAUAGAGGAAGACAUUCGUCUCAUUGGUUACUUCAAAGGAGAGGAUUUAUACUACAAAGCAUUCCAGGAAGCAUCCGAACGUUUUCAACCUUACAUCAAGUUCUUCGCCACGUUUGACAAAUCUGUGGCUAAACAUCUCUCCCUUAAGAUGAACGAGGUGAAUUUCUAUGAGCCAUUCAUGGAAGAGCCCGUCGUCCUGCCUGGCAGACCUCUCCUCGAGAUGGACAUUGUGGACUUUGUCAAUCAACACAGGAGGGCCACUUUGAGGAAGCUCCGGGCGGAGAACAUGUUUGAGACAUGGGAGGACGACAUGGACGGAAUCCAUAUUGUUGCAUUUGCCGAAGAGGAGGAUCCAGAUGGCUACGAGUUUCUAGAGAUUUUAAAAGAUGUGGCUAGAGACAACACCAACAACCCAGAUCUUAGCAUUGUCUGGAUUGACCCCGAUGACUUCCCUCUGCUCACCACUUACUGGGAAAAGACCUUCAAUUUGGAUUUGUUCAGGCCUCAGAUUGGUGUGGUCAACGUCACAGAUGCAGACAGCGUGUGGCUCGACAUGUCCAAUGACGAGGACCUGCCCACAGCCGAGGAAUUGGAGGACUGGAUCGAGGAUGUCCUGUCCGGCAGAGUUAACACGGAAGAUGACGACAACUUUGAAGACCUCCCUGAGGACUUUGAUGGAGACUCAAUGGAAGAUGGCGAUGAAAGCCCUGACCAAUACGAUGAUGAGCUUGAUGACUGA